Messenger RNA from Lates calcarifer (barramundi perch), 2389 nucleotides. RefSeq names its product selenium binding protein 1 (gene selenbp1). The record is from RefSeq and is a predicted model, not a curated record. NCBI's taxonomy places the organism in Eukaryota, Metazoa, Chordata, Actinopteri, Centropomidae. The transcript has 13 exons. Gene Ontology annotation, molecular function: selenium binding; protein binding. The coding region runs from base 232 to 1599 and encodes 455 amino acids.
AGAAUCCAGAAUCCAGAGCAGGACCUGCAGAAUCAGACCAGAACCAUCAGCUCAGACAUGGGAGGAUUAAACGAGUCAGAGCUACAGGUUUAGUCACGAUCGUCUUUACAAACCAAACAGCUGCUGAAACAAACACAAACAUCCAGACGACCUGAGACCUACAAAGGACCUGUCAGUCAGAGAGCCAGCUGUUCAGGAUGUGGACCGGGAUACCGCAGCCCGCUGGACGCCAUGAAGGGUCCUCGGGAGGAGAUCGUCUACCUUCCCUGCAUCUAUCGCAACACUGACAUCCUGAAACCUGACUACCUGGCUACUGUCGACGUCGACCCUAAAUCCCCCACCUACUGCCAGGUGAUCCACCGGCUGCCGAUGCCGAACCUCCGUGACGAGCUGCAUCACUCCGGUUGGAACGCCUGCAGCAGCUGCUUCGGAGAUGCCUCCAAGAAGAGGAACCGUCUGAUUCUGCCGUCGCUCAUCUCGUCCAGAGUCUACGUGAUCGAUGUCGGGACCAAUCCCAGAGCGCCGCAGAUGCACAAGAUGGUGGAACCUGUGGAUCUGUACUGGAAGUGUAACCUGGCAAACCCUCACACCUCCCACUGUCUGGCCAAUGGUCAGAUCAUGAUCAGCUGUCUGGGAGACCCGGCCGGAAAUGGCAAGGGUGGUUUCAUUCUGCUGGACGGUGAGACAUUCGAGGUGGUCGGUAACUUUGAGCAUCCGGGCGAAUCAGCGCCCUUUGGAUACGACUUCUGGUACCAACCUCGACACAAUGUGAUGAUCAGCACUGAAUGGGGGGCACCUAAAGCUCUGGCUGAUGGUUUUAAUCCAGCCCAUGUCAAGGAAGGUCACUACGGCAGCUCCCUCCAUGUCUGGGACUGGACCACCCACAGGAAGCUGCAGACCAUCGAUCUGGGUGAAGAGGGCGCCGUUCCUCUGGAGGUCCGUUUCCUCCAUGACCCCAGCGCCACAGAGGGCUACGUGGGAUGUGCUCUGCAAUCCACUGUCUUCAGAUUCUACAAAACACCAAAAGGUGACUGGGCGGCAGAGAAGGUGAUCGGUAUUCCCAGUAAAAAGGUGGAGGGAUGGGUAUUACCUGAGAUGCCAGGUCUGAUCACAGACAUCCUCAUCUCAUUGGACGACCGUUUCCUCUACUUCAGUAAUUGGCUGCACGGUGACAUCAGACAGUAUGACAUCACAGACAGGAGGAACCCACGAUUGGUCGGCCAGGUGUUUCUGGGAGGAAGUAUCGUCAGUGACGGACCUGUCAAAGUCCUGGAGGAUCCUGAGAACCAGCCACAGCCCCCCCCACGCAUCAUCCAGGGGAGGCGUAUCUAUGGAGCUCCUCAGAUGUUACAGCUGAGUUUGGACGGUCGGAGACUUUAUGUGACGACUUCUCUGUACAGUGCCUGGGACAAACAGUUCUACCCCGACAUGGUCAAGGCAGGCUCGGUGAUGAUGCAGAUGGAUGUGAACACUGUGGACGGAGGUCUCUCCCUGAAUGAAAACUUCCUGGUGGAUUUCGGUAAAGAACCUGACGGUCCGGUUCUGGCCCACGAGCUGAGGUACCCAGGAGGAGACUGUACGUCUGAUAUCUGGAUUUAACAGAGUGAAGGUCGUCUCUUUAGACAGGAAUCAUCAGGAGUUCGUCUGUAACUGUCCCAUCACAUAAAACACAUGAGAAAUAUAUUUUUACACAGAAAUAUAAAAUAAAUAUGAAUCAUUUUCCACUGAUGACAGGUUUUUACUACUGAACAGUUCAGACAGUAACAGGUUUAAUGUUUUCUCCUUCUAUGUGAAAUAUAUCUGGCUCAACAUUAAAACUACCAUCAAUAAUAAUUAACUGAUAAAAUAAUAACCCAAAACAUAAUAAAAAGAGCAGCAACAAAAACAGUUUUAUAGUUUAACAACAACAACAGCCAUUAAUGUUGUUAGUUAAUUAUUAUUGUUGUUGUUGUUGUUGAACAUUGUUAAUGUGUCUAUUUGGUCUCUGAGUAACUGUGACAAUUUCUGAAUUAUAAUUGAUCAACAGAUUAAAUUAGAAUGAAAAUAAUCUUUAUCUGUAGUUUGAUAUGUAACAGUUAAAAUCAGCUGUUUACACAUAAAUAAUAAUAAUUUUACUUGUAGUGGAGUAUUCUUAGUACUUUUACUGAAGUAAAGGACCUGAUUUCCUCUCUCACAGCUGUCGAUCAGAUACUGUGAUCAGUGAUCAAUACUUUGAAUGAUCCUGAAUAUAACAUGAAAGUGAUCAGAAAACUGAUGAAUGUUUCUCUCUCAGGUCAGAAAUAACUCUCCUCCGUUAAAUCCUCUGAUGUUUGUGAAUGUUCAUGUAACAGAAUAAUGUGACUCUUUGUUUCCUGUACCUUUGAAAUAAAACUCACCUGUUUGACUUUAA